Molecule: messenger RNA, 2484 nt
Organism: Hypanus sabinus (Atlantic stingray)
Lineage: Eukaryota; Metazoa; Chordata; Chondrichthyes; Myliobatiformes; Dasyatidae
Exons: 7
Coding region: 173-1006 (277 amino acids)
Source: RefSeq, a predicted model, not a curated record
UCUGAAGUUCUCAAAUGGCAGGGCUGGGCAAUCGUGGCUGACGAGCGAAGUUAAGGACCAUAUAAAAGCAAGGAAAAGGAAAUAUAAAGCAGCAAAAUCCGUGAUCUCUGACCACACACAACAGUCACAGUUAGCGCCGCACUCUCCUGGGAUCUCACACAGCCAAGGAACAAUGGGUCCGGUGGUCAAGGAUACCCUGGGAGUCAUCAUCUUGCUCUCUGUGUGGACUGGUACUGCUGGAAAGGUCAGCAUCACGGUUGAGAAACUCAGCUCCAAGGGCAGCCCCUGCCAGCUGGAGAUACGCUGCUCCAAGAAAAUGAGCUUUGAAAAGUUUCAGUGGCACGAGGGAGACAUGCUUGUGUCCAAUGACGAUAGGCACAAGGUGACCUUUGGUGGUAUGCUGCUGACUGUGUCACCGGACCACACCAACACCCAGUACAAGUGCUCCCUCGAGAAGUCACCCGAGGAGCAGAUGUCCGUCGAUGUGGCCCCGACCUGCGGCUUCACGGACCCCACCGUGACGAAAACAGGCUCCUUGGGCGGCUGUUCCAGGGGACUGCUGGCCAUGAAGAUCGCCUUACUGUGCCUGUGGCUCGGAAUCUUGGGAUAUACCUUUUACUACUGCAACAGAAAGACCAGUCAGAAGGCUACAGGAAAGAAUACCAAAGUUACAGAGGAAGGAAUCUACUCGCACGUGGGAAUGUCUGACCUUGGUGCCGAAGACAACCCACAGCAAGAGGAGGAGAAGCCUGGGCCCAGCCAAGAUAAACAGACUGUCAAUCCCACCUACCAGAGCCUGCAGAAGACAGAGAAGAACAAUGAUUACAGUAUGCUCACACCGGUAGCAACCGCAGCCUCAGCCCAAGACCCGAUGUAUCAGGCCCUGGUGAAGGACGAGGACAACACCUAUAACACCCUCCAGAAGCCAGCGGCCGGCAGUGAGCCUACUGUGACCUUCUCAGCUACCAUGGAAGAGGUCUCCCUGCAAGAAGAAGCCAAGACCUAAGCAGGAAGCAAUCGCCAGCUCACGCCCAGGCUACGUUAAAAAUCAAACGCCCAAGGCUCUGGAUUUAAUUCCAGCUUCCUGCUCGCCCCUGGAUAGCUGUCACCCUGUACAUAUAAAUUUCCUGACCCAAUGACUAGAUUCCAGACUAGAUUGGUUGUUCUUUACAUAAAACCCCUCCUGAAACCUUCAAUUAAAUCCCAGUCUGUAAUGCACCUCUGAGUAGGUAUACCUGCUGAACCCCUGGAUUGCCUCCCCUCGUGUAACAAGCUCCCAGAAUACACUGGAAAAUAUUGAGUGCAUAUAUCUCCUGAGUUCCUGAACUAGGUGCUUGUCUAUACCAAGCUCCAGGGGAGUAUGAUUCUGUGUGUCCGCUGGGCCCUUCCAGCACAGUGGUCCGUACCGCCCAGCAACCCUACUGAUUGAUAACCCUCACAGUCCCAUGGGGAGGUCGUACAGGUGACGUUGGAAUUGAAAUCUGAGCUGUUAUGGCAUCACCCUAAUCAGAGGCAGGAGCACACAGGAGACUCCGUGAUAACUGAAUGCCAUGGUGACGGACCCAAACAGCUGAAGGCCAUUUGUCCUAUUGACUUCAACCUUUGCUGGUGCCCCGGACAAGGGUCUUGCUCGAUGCAAACACCUGUGUAUAAUGUACUAUUUCACAUCUCCCAUUGAUGCCCACCAGUAACAACCUCCUCCUUCGUCUCCCACCACUGGAGACCAGCAGACACAACACCCUCUCCACCACAGUCUUCAGUGCCCGAGUCCAGGUCAGCACAACCCUGGCUCCUUCUGCGACACAGACAACGUUUCCAGAACCACCCCCCCCCCCCCCAACAGGCUGGACACCCACAUAGACUAAAGGUCAGAUCUGGCAUCAGCCACACCCACUGCACGUUCCAACUUCAACCGAAACAUCCACCAUCUCAGAUGUCUGGAAACAGGCUUCAUUCUCUCAAGGUGUCCCAGUAACACAGACACCCCUUCACCCCGGUCAGCUAUGCUCAGGCAUCGUAAUGCUCUGCCUCCCCUACACCCCUCCUGUCUCUGUAACUCCCUUUGGCCCCUACACCCUUCCCUGUCUCUGUAAUCUCCCUAUCCUUGUAACCUCCUCCACCCCUGCCUGUCUCUGUAAACCCUCUCUGGCACCCUCGCUCCAAACGGACAUUUCUACUCUCUGGUAAUGCUGGCAUUCAUACACAAACAGCAGCUAAGAACUCUGGGAUUAAUACCCUCACCCACCCACAUUAUUUUUGUCCCUCUCACUCUCUAUCCAUCACUCUCAGUGACCACUGCCCAGCCCAUUUCUCCACCCCCCCCCGUCCAUCUGCUCCCCCCCCCCAGAGUUGAAGCUCGCACUCCUGCACACUUUAGACAAGUCUCUCCGAUCGCGGGGCUGCAAGAACGCAUACUGAGAAGUGUCCUCUCUCUCUGAUGUUGCCGUGUAUGCCUAUUAACACAAUAAAGUCAAGGACGCUUUC